GCCGCCGCCGCCGCCAUGGAGCCGCCGCUGCGCGGCCCGCCGGGGCUGUCGGCCGUGCUGGCGAGCACGGACUGGUCCGAGCCCUGGCUGCUGGGGCUGGCCGCCUUCCACCUGCUCUGCUUCCUGCUGACGUGCGUGUCCCUGCAGCACCGCCGGCUGCAGGUCGGGCACUUCCUCUGCAUGGUGGGCUUAGUGUACUGCGCUGAAUAUAUCAAUGAAUUAGCAGCCAUGAAUUGGAGGCUCUUUUCUAAAUACCAGUACUUUGAUUCAAGAGGAAUGUUUAUUUCACUUGUAUUUUCAGCGCCACUGCUUGUGAAUACUAUUAUAAUUGUGGUCACCUGGGUUUACAGAACUUUGAAUGUAAUGACCGAACUAAAGAUGCUACAGCAGAGAAGGAAAGCAGAAAAAGAGAAAAAGAAGUGAAAGCACCAAACACUGCUUUUCUUUCUUCAGUUGUAGUAAUGCCUGUCCAGAUCAUCAGUCCUGUAUGGGUAUGCAGAAACAGAAGUAUUUUUGUGUCCGGUGUCAAGACGACUUUGUAAUUGUGGCUGUGGACAUUGAGGUGAAGGCAGGUUUCUACAGUGCAUUUGAAUUGGCUGUGAUAUUAUGAAACCCAGUCUUAACAAGUCUGUGCCCUUCAGUGUAAGGUUGUUUUCCUCCAUGACCAAGGCUGUUAGUAUUGAUGAGACACAAUCUUCCAGUUUCCAUUUGCCCGUGUAUAUUUUUACUAUGUCUCUUAUUCUGUGCUUAUCAAGUAUCAGUUAUUCUGCUGCUUAAGCCCAUUGGAGCUGUGUUAUGAAUUACAGUUAAUGAGAGCUUUUAUUCAGAAUAACUCAGGAAUCCAUGCUUCUAUGAAGCACUUCACUUCUUUAUAAAUCAAGUUUCGUAUUUCCUAUAUGUACUGUGUGCCAGUGGCAUUUUAUAAAUAAAACUAUCCAUUCAUUGCAUCUUAAA
Messenger RNA from Catharus ustulatus (Swainson's thrush), 954 nucleotides. It is a transcript of the gene TMEM18, whose product is annotated as transmembrane protein 18. The coding region runs from base 16 to 423 and encodes 135 amino acids. The transcript has 5 exons. The record is from RefSeq and is a predicted model, not a curated record. Gene Ontology annotation, cellular component: nuclear membrane. Lineage: Eukaryota; Metazoa; Chordata; Aves; Passeriformes; Turdidae.